AGUCAUACGUAUAUUGUUACGUCAUAUGUGGGCGACUCUGCUUCUUGUUAUUUUUUUAUAAGUCAAUGAACCCCCGGAGCUAAAUCGUCGAUAAUGUUCGCUGGUAAAUAAUUUACGGAGAUGCAUCCAAGCCGACACAUAAACGAUGCUCACUCCAGCCCCGGAGGGUACCCCCCCAUGUUCCUUCGUCAGCUGAGCUCCUUCAGCUCGUCCUUCCUUCCUCGCGGCCGUCCUCCUCUCUGCAGGGCUGCUGGCUUCAGGAGCAGCGGUGCCUCCUCCUCCUCCUCCUUCCCGCGCUGCACCCCCGCUCCUCAUCCAUGGUGCUCGGUGCGGGGAUUUCCCCCCCGGCCUCCUGGACUCCCCCGCUGCCCCCCAGCUGCCCAACGGGUCUUCUCUGGUCGGACGUUACCCCCUCGGAGCAUCAGACCGGGCACCUUUGGCGGCAGCUGGCAUCCGUUCUCCACCUCUGCCGGCCUCAUGAUGGAGCAGCCCGACAGAGAGCCUCCGCACAAACGGAGGAAGAGUGCGGAGGAGAGGAGGAGCGCUGAAGAAACCAAACACCAAGGAGGAGGACACGGGGCGAAGGCAGGCAAGGCCAGGGACGGAGGCUCCAUGAAGGAGCACCAUCACCGGGACUCCAGCACAGACAGCCGCCCUCGACCACACCACGGCUUCAAAGAUGGAGGUAAAGACAGAGGGACGAAGGGAGCUGGAAGAGGCCCCGGUUGGACACACUGCAGAGACAAAGACGUAGUAAGGACUAAAACCGGGAAUAAAGACUCCCAGCCUCAAACUCCCAAGUGGAAACAGGAUAAAGUUCCCGUGCACAGACCAAACCCCUGGUUCAAAGGCGGGGCUGCAGAGGAACGGGGAGGGGGCUGGGAGAGGAAAACAACCCCCCCCCCACCAGAGGGACAGUUCAGAGACAGAAAUAGUGAUGGUGGGCCGUGGACGGGGCUUCUGUCCCAGCAGGGAGACAGAACCGAAGCCAGCAGGCAGCCUCCUCCAACUGGAACCUGUCCACCUGUUGGACAACAGGAAGACGCCAAACCAGAGAGAUGUCUUCAGAGACACUGGGAGACCCUUCCUGUCUGCAGCGCCGACACCCAACCACCAGGGGACAGCACAGCGUUUGACUUCUCAGUGAUGUCCUACAACAUCCUGUCUCAGGAUCUGCUGCAGGACAACGCCUACCUGUACCGACACUGUCAGCCUGGUGUCCUGCCCUGGGACCACCGGCUGCCCAACCUGCUGGCUGAGAUCCAGCAGUACAACGCUGAUGUGAGCGGGUUGGAUCUCAAGAAGCCUUGAAGAUGGCAGAAUGUAGAAGCAACAGGAUUUACACUCGAUGGUCAAAAGUAUUUAGACAACUCAAUAUUGUUUAAACAUUUAAUCAAUGAUUGGC
Molecule: messenger RNA, 1405 nt
Organism: Etheostoma cragini (Arkansas darter)
Lineage: Eukaryota; Metazoa; Chordata; Actinopteri; Perciformes; Percidae
Exons: 4
Coding region: 121-1311 (396 amino acids)
Biological process (GO): 3'-UTR-mediated mRNA stabilization
Molecular function (GO): mRNA 3'-UTR binding; 3'-5'-RNA exonuclease activity
Source: RefSeq, a predicted model, not a curated record